Messenger RNA from Salmo salar (Atlantic salmon), 10945 nucleotides. The record is from RefSeq and is a predicted model, not a curated record. NCBI's taxonomy places the organism in Eukaryota, Metazoa, Chordata, Actinopteri, Salmoniformes, Salmonidae.
UGGGUCAGAAUGCUUUUCCAAAGUAAUCAACAGAUGACUGUCAAAUGUUGACGCUUGCUACGAGGCGAGACUGAGGUUUGCCCUGACAGUCCUGCCCAAAACUUCUCAACGGGAAAGUAAAAUAUAGAUAUCAGUGUCGCAAGCGGUUGUCAUUCAACCCUGCUUGGAAUAAACAGAAAAAGAUUGACAGAAACGGCAAGGUAGCUAGUUAGCUGGCCUGUCACUGACAGUGCUUGGGGGCUAUGCACAACGUUAGCCUACAGUACCUAGCUAGCUUGCUAAUGUUGUUAAAUGGCAUGCUAGUAGGCAAUAGCACUGGGCAUAUUCUUCUUGAGCAUGUGGUUUAGCUAACGGCAGUAUCUUUCUUGCCCAAUGUGGGGACGAAAGAGACAGCCGGGACAUUGUCAGAAAGCUUGGCUAGCUACAGUAGCUAACCAAGAACUGGUAUUGUGCCGCAGAUCCAGUUUCACCAGUGGCAGUUCUCAUCGCGGAGGACGCAAUGACACAAGACGAGGAGUCGCGGCGUGACUGACAGUCUCCAGGAAGCCGAUCAUCGAAGUAGCUAGCUACUACUGUUGACAAUCUGGGAACAUGGACAAUUUUUCCAAAUGCAUCCAGAGAAAUAGCUCUCUCAGUGGAUCAGAAUGUAAUGCAAGAAGGACGGAUACUGUAGAAAAGCUUUCCAGGCAGAGCAGGGCAUGUAAUGAACGGGAACCGCACACAUCACGCCAACGUAUCACGUAUCGCAUUGAACCAGAAGGAAGCAUGACAGCAAAUUAAUCUUUAUUUUAUCUUUGUAUUUAUUUUUGCUGAACAACAUUUGGUUUUGUCUGGCUAUCACCACUGGUUCCCAGAUUUCAUGUACUAGAUCUAUCAACCGAUGUCUGAGAUCAGUCAGAAUUUAGAUUUCAUGAUGACGGUGGAGGGUUCCACAAUAAAGAGUCGGAUCAAAAAUCUUCUCCGCUCGCCAUCUAUCAAAUUGAGAAGGAAUAAAGAUCGGAACCAUAAAGAGAAUCUCAGUAACAAGGUGACAUUAGAGAAGGUGCUGGGGAUCACAGCGUUUGGGAACCGUGCUUUGGCCUGCGACCCUCGCUCCGGACUAGUGGCCUACCCAGCUGGAUGUGUGGUGGUGCUGCUGAACCCCAAGAAGAACAAACAGCAUCACAUCCUCAACAGCUCCAGGAAAACCAUCACCACUCUGUCAUUUUCCCCUGAUGGCAAAUAUGUGGUCACAGGAGAGAGUGGGCACAUGCCUGCUGUGCGGGUGUGGGACGUUGCAGAGCGGACCCAGGUGGCUGAGCUACAGGAGCAUAAGUACGGCAUCUCCUGCGUGGCCUUCAGCCCUAACAGCAAGUACAUCGUCAGCGUGGGAUACCAGCACGACAUGAUCGUCAAUGUCUGGGCCUGGAAGAAAAACAUUGUGGUGGCAGCCAACAAAGUCUCCAGUAAAGUGACGGCCGUGUCCUUCUCAGACGACAGCUCCUACUUUGUCACGGCAGGGAACAGGCACGUCAAGUUCUGGUACCUGGAUCACACCAAAUCCUCCAAGGUGAACGCCACAGUUCCUCUGCUGGGUCGCUCAGGGCUCCUGGGGGAGUUGAGGAACAACUUCUUCUCUGACGUGGCAUGUGGGAAGGGUCGUAAAGCCGGCAGCACCUUCUGCAUCACUUCCUCAGGCCUGCUCUGCGAGUUCAAUGACAAACGGCUGCUGGACAAAUGGGUGGAGCUAAGGACAACUCAGGCCACGUCUCUGUCUGUGACAGAGGAGCUGAUCUUCUGUGGCUGUGCAGACGGCACCGUGAGGGUCUUCAGCCCUGUCAACCUGCACUUCAUCUGUACCCUGCCACGCCCACACUGCCUGGGCACAGACAUCGCCACCGUGGUGGAGGCUAGCCACCUCUUCAGCCACAAGAUGGACGCCCGGUACCCUGACACGGUGGCUGUCUCAUAUGACCCUGCGAGCCGCUGGCUGUCCUGUGUCUACAACGACCACAGCCUGUACGUGUGGGACGUACGGGACCUCAGGAAAGUGGGCAAGGUCUAUUCCGCCCUCUACCACUCGGCUUGCGUGUGGAGCGUCGAGGUGUAUCCGGACAGGGUAAGUGAUGGUGAGCAGCCCUGUCUGCCUCCAGGCUCCUUCCUCAGCUGUUCCUCAGACAACACCAUCCGGCUCUGGAACACUGACGGUCACAGCACCGCCCUCAGCCGCAACGUCAUCAGCAACGACCUCCAGAAGAUCAUCUACAUGGACAACAACACGGCCGGCCUGCUGGACACAGAGUGCCUCAACUCGGGGAACGGAGAGAAGGCCGACCCCCAGACCUCAGAGACCAGGACGGGCAUCAGGACCAUGUGUGUGAGCCCAGACGGGCAGCACCUGGCGUCGGGCGACCGCACCGGCACCUUGAGGAUCCAUGAGCUAGUGAGCAUGGAGGAGAUUCUGAACGUUCAGGCCCACGACUCUGAGAUCCUUUGUCUGGAAUACUCCAAGCCUGAGACGGGGCUGAAGCUACUAGCCACAGCUAGUCGAGACCGUCUGAUCCAUGUGCUGGACGCAGAGCAGGAGUACAGCCUGCUGCAGACGCUGGAUGAACACUCCUCCUCCAUCACCGCCGUCCGAUUCGCUGCCAAUGACGGCAAGGUGAGGAUGAUCAGCUGUGGCGCUGACAAGAGCAUCUACUUCCGCACAGCGCAGAAGUCAGAUGAAGGAACAGUGUUUACCCGCACCCACCACAUCGUACGCAAGACGACGCUGUAUGACAUGGAUAUCGACCCCACCAGGAAGUACGCCGCUAUUGGUUGUCAAGACCGGAGCGUUAGAAUCUUCAACAUCAGUAACGGCAAACAGAAGAAACUGUACAAGGGCUCCCAAGGAGAGGAUGGCACUGUUAUCAAGGUUCAGACCGACCCCUCAGGGCUGUAUGUGGCCACCAGCUGCUCAGACAAGAACAUCAGCAUCUUUGACUUCUACUCUGGAGAGUGUGUGGCCACCAUGUUCGGACACUCUGAGGUCGUGACCGGAAUGAAGUUCACCAAUGACUGCAAGCACAUGAUAACUGUGUCUGGUGACAGCUGUAUCUUUGUGUGGCGUCUGGCCCCGGAGCUCAGCAUCAGUAUGAGACAGCGUCUGUCAGACCUCAAACAGAAUGGCAAGCCAGUUCAGAAGACACCACCUCACAAACCUUGCAAUCUCAGCACCAGGAGAGAGGUGCACAAAACCCCUCCCAUAGUCACCAUGUCCUCUGACAGCGACAAAGAGGUGGAGGAGGAGGAGGAGGGGAUGGAGGAUGGAGGAGGAGGAUACACCUCAGACGAAAAGCACAACUCUCUUAACUCUCACGGCAGAGAACUGAAAAGGGAGAGCUCUUUUGGCAGGCGUUCCUCCCAGGGCAAUCAUCACUGUGAGGAAAGGGGUCCCCGUCCGCGGCGCCGCUGGUCCAGAGGCAUGGUCAGCAUGGAGCUGAUGGUCAAGUCCAUGUUGGACCUCAGACAGCUGGAUUCCUUCGCCAUGCCCCCCUCCUCCCCCAACAAGACCAAGACCCAGCCUGAUGCUUUCAGAGACCCAUUCAGGGAGGAUGAGCUGGGUAGCACCAUCAGCCUGCAGCCCCUUACUGCAUGGGGGGAUGAGUCUGAGCAGAGGUCCCAGCAGCGACCCCACUACAUCAUGUUCUCUCCACAGACCCCAGAGACAGGCUCAGUGCUCUACCCCGAGGGCUGUGAGGACAGGGUCAGCUUAGCUGGCAGUGAGUACCUAGUGAAAGAGCUACUGCCCGGGCCUGAGACCAGCAGGAGUGUGAAGGGGUACCAGAACCACAACCAGUGGAGCCAGGGCCACCAUGACAAACACAGCCCAGACAGCGCCUGCUCUGUGGACUACUCCAGCCCAGACAGCCAGCAGCAGCCUCCUGGAGAGGACUCUGAGCCCACAAAACCUCUCAGUGUGGAUGGGAACUCCUCUGAAUUGGACAUGGAGGAACUGGAGGAGGAAGAGGGGGGUGUAGGGAGGGGAGAGGCCAAGGGGACAACAGUAGUACCUAAGACCCCUGACCAGGAGGCCUUCCUCAAACAGCACUUUGGCAACCUGGCUGAGCUUAAAAAUCCAGUGAGCCCGACCAGAGUUGUCACCCCUGACAGUGUCAGCAUCUCCUCCAAGUUCCUGUCCCAAUGUUCUACUGGAAGCAGGACUGCCUUUCCAUUCCCCUCGAAGAGCAGUGUGGAGGGGAAGGUAGCCAGCGGUGUGGUGAGGCCCCUGGUCUCUGAGGUGAGGCCCCUCAUGGAGCACAAUCAGGGCCAGAGCCAAGGCCACAGCCAGGACCAGAGCCACAGCCAGGACCAGAGCCACGGCCAGGACCAGAGCCAAGGCCAGGGCCUGAGCCAAGGCCAGAGCCAGGGCCAAGGCCAGAGCCAAGGCCACGGCCAGAGUCAAGGCCACGUCCAGAGCCACGGCCAGAGCCAAGCCACGGCCAGAGCCAAGGCCACAGCCAGGACCAGAGCCACAGACAGGACCAGAGCCACAGACAGGACCACAGCCAGGACCAGAGCCAAGGUCACAACCAGGACCAGGGCCAGAGCCACAACCAGGGCCAACUCCACAGCCACGGCCAGGGCCAGAGCCACAACCAGGGCCAACUCCACAGCCAGGGCCACAGCCAGGGCCACAGCCAGAGCCACAGCCAGGGCCAGAGCCACAACCAGAGGAAGGGCUCAGAAGAAUCUCAGAAGGGCACUACCGGGAGUGGACUCCCGUAGGAUUGUCAGCCCUGUGGCCAAGGCUGCAGCAUCACACCUCACCUCUUCAGGCAUGAGGAAGUCCCAGUCAGUCCAGAACCUGCACACUGAGGAAAUGCCUGUGAGCCUGUCUCGGCCCUCUAAGGAGGUAGCCCCUCAGCCCCAUCACUCCCAGUCUCAUCAAUCCCAGGCCAACGAGCGUCCAGUGACCCUCCCCACAACCCCCCGUCGCACCCUGCCCAGUGUGCCCCCCCUCUGUAGCCCCACCUCCCCACAACCCCGGGACAUCACCAGUACCAGUCACGGCACUGCCCCCACGCCCAGGAGCGUCAAAUCCCGCUGCUCCUACAUGAGCCCCACCACCAGCUCCAUGGCCAAGAUGUCCCGCUCCAUGUCCAUGGGAGACAGCCUAAACGUGGCCGAGGAAGAGUCUGGGUCUACAGAGUCACGCAGGGGGUCCAGCUUUGACACGUCCAACGCUCCCACCAAGAGUCGGAGCUGCUCCUCCCAGAGCUCCCAGAGUCUUAGUACUAAACCGUCUACCCCCGUGGCCGUGGUCUCUUCCACCUUAUCCUCCUCCUCCCCUCUGGCGUUGGGUUUAGCCAUGCCCCAUGCUGCAGUUAUCCCCACCCUCAUCACUAGCUCUCCAAGCAACUCCAACCCCAGCCCAACCACCAAGAGUCUGCAGGCUAAGCUGAUGUGCAGCACCCGGCCCCAGCUCAACCUGGACAUCUCCAAGCCCCUCCCAGACAAGCCCUCCCUGGCGGUCUUCACUCCCAACAGUACCUCCAAGACCGCGGCCUCCUCCAAGACUGUCAAAGAGGACAACGACCUCUCUUCCAGAUCUCCAGUCAGCUUGUUACCUCACCAGGGCCAGACUCAUCCAGUACUCACCAACAAAGUCCAGCUAGUCACUGCACUGUACCUCUCCCCAGCCGCUCCUGUGGAGACUAGCCCAGCUCCGAGUCCUGAGGCGGAGCAGCGUUUUCUCACCACGGAGCUGCGUCCUGAGGCCCCCGUGGUAGACAACAGACUAGAACAGUCAAAGAUGGAGGAGAGCCAGGGCCUGACCCAGGAGAAGAGUCCCGCGAUGGAGGUGUCUCUACAGGGCAGUCCCGUAUACCUGCUGUCAUCUGGAGGUUCCGGCCAGGACCGCACAGGUUUGCUCCAGCGAUCUCCCUCCUUCAUCCUGUCAUCUCUGUGUCUGGGCCUGCCCCUGGCCAACACCAAGCACUUCUUUACUACUGGUGCCGUGUGGCCUACCGUCUCAGUCUCCACCCCCAUAUACUCUGCACCUUCACCCUGUCCUCCGUCACUUAACCAUUUUCUCCUGACGGAUGGUUCUCUCAGUAUGGAGUCGUGCAGGGUGGUGGCCAGCGAGCUACAGAACACCUUUAGGAAGGCCUCCCAGCUCUUCAGAAUGGUGAACAGUGUGCCUGUAGACUCCAGGCAGGAGCAGCAUGAGAUGGCCCAGGUCCUGUCUGAGGCUUUUGAGGUGGUGAGGGCCGAGCUGAGCUCCCUGCCCCAGAGCUCACCCCCAUCCCCCUCUGGAGGACCUGCAGCAGGAGGCUCCCUGUGUACAGUGGGCUGCCGGCCCGUAGGACCAGUAGAACCAGGGACGGGGAGAUUAGCCUCAGGGGAGGAGAGGACUCUGGCUCUGCUGGAGCAGUACUCUGAGCUCCUCCUUCAAGCUGUGGAGAAGAGGCUGGACAACAAGCAGCUCUCCUAAAUACUCCUCUUCUUUCACACCCUUCCUUUAAGACUGAACCAACCAACCCCCUUGCAAAUGUAGGAUCUUAAGCCAUUGUGCAAGGAUAUCUGCAGACUACAGUACUUCUUUUUAUUACUUUUUUUCUCGACACGUUUUGAAAAUGAACAGAUUAAAAUAUUGCUGAAGGAAGCCUGUACAUAUUUUUUAGAAGUUCUUUUUUUUUUAAAGCACUUUUCUCUCUUUCUCUCUGCUGCACCCUCUGGUUGGGUGGUCCCCUCUCUCCCUGUCAGCUCUCUGUAGGCCUAGGAGGGGUUGGGAGGGUUGCACUCAGCACAACGACCCACUGUACUAGGCUAACAUGUAACACUCAUAACCAACAGCACAGAUACUGAUACUGUAGGGAGACUCCUCAAGAUGAUUAAUGCCUCAGCAUUCAUUCCCAGUGUGGCUGAGCUGCACUACAGACUGUGUCAUUCAUCACCCUUCCUCCCUCUAAUAUAUUGUGUGCUACCUACAGUACUUACCGGACACCUGCACUCUCACGACCACUGGUUUUAUUUACCCCGUUUCCAAGUAUUGUGCCCUGCUACUUUGUUUUAAUGAAGUUGUUGUUAUGGAAGUGUCCGGUUCUGGUUCUUAACUGACUUGCCUAGUUAAAUAAAGGUUCAAUUAAUUAAUUCAAUCCAAAUAUUUAGCACUAUUAAAUGCUCAAGGACAAAUUUAUUUAGCAUUGCGACAUGUUUUUCUAGAUUUAGAACAUAAAACAUUUAGAAAGCAAACAUCCUUUAGGUCUAGCAAAUCAAAUGCUUCAAUUGUUUGAGUAUAUGCUGCAGAGCAGUGCUGAAAAUAUUUGUUCUGAAUAUUUACACAAAAAACAAUCAUAAGAGGGUGGGCCAUCAGUGACAUAAUUGUCCAAACCACUGACGGAGUUGACAACCUAUGCUCAAAACAACAAAAGUUCAAUACAAACAUUUGUAAAAUAUGGGAAAUGAUUCAUUUGAAAAUCUCCAAUAAAAACGUAGCUUUACAGACCAUGAGUGGGCUUGUUGCAAUACAUGUAAUGAGGACAUGAAUAAGGGGUCCUUCUGAUAUAGAUGACCCUGCUCAUUCCUGAUUCAUUUAGGAUUUUAGACAAAUCUGACGGAGUUGACAGUCUCCGGACACAUCUUUUAGGAAUCAGUUUUGAGAUAAAUAGUCUUUAAAGUCACAGAGGGCUGUUGCAAGAAACUACAUAAGAUCAUUUUCAGUUAAUAUCCAUUAUUACCUGUUUUUAGAAUUUUAAAUUGGGUUAUUUUGCUCCAGACAAGGGCAUUUCCAGGCAUACAGCCGACAUGGAAAUUAAUAAUAUAUUCCCAAAACAAGUACAUUUUAAGCUCAAAUAAUGCAACAAAAUAAUAUUUUUUAAAUAUGAAAUUAAAGUUUCCCUGCCGGACAAGUAUUGUCCCAACUUUCAAGAAUCCCUGAGCAAAUGUCCUGUAAUUCUACGCAUUUUGCCAUGAGGCUGAGAAAACAUGUUGCAGUUUUAAAGCUAAUUUCUUGUCAUUCAAAUAAUAGAAUUCAUGGCUUAUGACGUGUUCAUAUACUAUAUGGGGGGCCUCCGGGCUGGCAGGCCACCUGCCUUGCAGGGGCGUGUGCUAUGCCAGUGGUUGGAGCUUGAUGCUGGCUGUCGUUUUGUGUAGCAGAAGCUGCACUUUUUGGACAAUCGGAGGCAUUGCUGUUCAAUGCCAUUCCUGACCCCAGUGCUCUAAAACAAUACAAACUGUUGUUAUCACUACAAUGUGAAAUGUCUGUGUUGGUGUACCUGUCCCUACCAGGGCUUUUACCCACCGACACCAGGCCAUAGCAGCCUCCACACUACUAGAGGAACACAGGACCCUUCCAAGUCUUAAAAGCCAGAUUAAUCAGACAUAAUCAUGUUUCAGUGGGUGAUUUGAUUUUAUACAUUGUGUUUUGAGAGGCCCUGUCUGUGUGUGAUGUGUGGUUGUAUUUAUUAUGUUGUAAAAGGUCCACGUUACAAAGGGAGUUGUCAGCCCCUUGUGAGUUGUAGUUUGUUUUGUACCAGAGCUAGGUCACCAGUGGGGGACCAACAUUGCAAAAACAGAAGACUUGAAAAUAUACCGUCUCAACUGAGAGUCUCCUUGUUCAUUAACUAUGCUAGAUGGUUUUAUAAAACAUGUGAAUUGUAUUCCCAGUACAUUUUUUUUGUAUUCCAAAUUGAUGGUCAAGGUGUGCAAAUAAUAUAAAUGUCUCAAGGAAAUGGGUGCCUUAAUUCAAAACCAGCGUUUUUCAUAGUUUAAAAUGUGUUGGGUUAUACGAAAAUAAUAUUGAAUUGUAAUCAAAAGGCGACUACUGAAAUUGAGCUACUGCUGUGGGAAACGAAUGACACUGAGGAGAAGCAUUUUCUGAUGACUCUGAAUACAGAUAUCACAUCUCGGAACCUAAACUGGCUGUGCACGUGUGCCAUCGUGCAUACAUUUAUUUUGUCCCCCCACACCAAACGCGAUCACGACACCCAGGUUAAAAUAUCAAAACAAACUCUGAACCAAUUACAUUAAUUUGGGGACAGGUCGAAAAGCAUUAAACAUGUAUGGCAAUUUGCACAUGCUAGCUAAUUUGACGUAUUUAGCUAGCUUGCUGUUGCUAGCUAAUUUGUCCUGGGAUAUAAACAUUAGGUUGUUAUUUUACCUGAAAUGCACAAGGUCCUCUACUCCGACAAUUAAUCCACACAUAAAACGGCCAACCGAAUCGUUUCUAGUCAUCGCUCCUCCUACCAGGCUUUUUCAUACUUGAAUUUAUAUGGUGAUUGGCAUCUAAACUUUUAUAGUAUUACCAUGACGACCGGCAAAACAGUUCGUCUUUCAAUCACCCAUGUGGGUAUAACCAAUGAGGAGAUGGCACGUGGGUACCUGCUUCUAUAAACCAAUGAGGAGAUGGGAGAGGCAGGACUUGCAGCGCGAUCUGUAUCAGAAAUAGGAAUGACUUCUAUUUUAGCCCUUGGCAACGCAGACGCUCGUUGGUGCGCGCGAGCAGUGUGGGUGCAAUAAUUGAAUAACAUGGAUUUCUAAAUUUAUUUUGCAAUGCACGCGAUGUGUCCGGUCAGUCUUGUAUCAGAUACAAACCGGGCAGAAAAAAUUUUUUCUCCACACUUCUUAAGAAUUCCUCAACAUUUAUUGGCUCUUGUCUGGCUGUGGUGUAUUCAUCCUGGUCCCUGGCACUUUUCCACCCCAAUAACAAUGCACUUUCAUUCCUAUCAAAAUGGUCAUAGGUCAGAUUAAUGUAUUUGUAAUAGCUUAGGCUACUAAACUAAACCUGGGUCUCUGUGUAAUGGUGUAACUGUUGUGUCAAAGGCUCACAGAAUAAUUGUGUUCUGAUGCUGUUAUGAUUGUGGCCCGUGUGGCUCAGUUGGUAGAGCAUGGUGUUUGCAACGCCAGGGUUGUGGGUUCGAUUCCCACGGGGGACCAGUACGGAGAAAAGAAAUGGAUGCAUUCACUACUGUAAGUCGCUCUGGAUAAGAGCGUCUGCUAAAUGACUAAAAUGUAAAUGUGGCUGCCGACUAGCACAACACUGCCCCCUGCUGUUGAACCUCCAUCACAGCCCAGUUGCUACUAAAACAGAAAGCCCUAUCACUUCCCUCCUACAAUUUCUCUGGUCAGGAUUAUUCUGUGCUGUGUUUUACAUACUUUUCAAUACACUAGUGCCCUCAAACAAUAUUUUAAUCACCUGUGCAUACAAUACUGUGUAUUUUCUGAGUUAUUGAUAGACUUGUUAUAAACGUACACUUAUUGGUAGAAACAGUCUUAUCAGGUACCCAAAAGGUUCUUACAGCCUCUCAAAAUGCCAUGCCUAGAACUCUAUAUUUUCUCUAGUUUUGGUUAAAGCAUUGUAUGUACAUGACUAGAUGAAUGUGCAUAGACAGACCGCAAAGAUUUAAAAGUGCAGUCAAACCCUGAAAUGACAUGAGUAAUGGUAUAGAAUAAGAAUGAAGUAUAUUCUGCUGUUUAUUAGUUAUUCAGUAUUUCCCCAUCUGACUGACAAUAUUCAGAACUGUGACCUUAACUAGACUGGAGGUUUCAUUGAGACAUAGGAUUGUGUUUGAUGGGACAGUAGUACAGGUGCACCCAUCUGCUGCCAGUAUGCAUCAGUAUUUAUGCAUGAAGGGUGUGGAGGUUGACCGACUGGCUCGUUCCUAAGUAGGAUUGCAUGGUUCAACGUACCCCAGGCUUGUUUAACUGUAUGAGUCGAUCCCACUCUUUUUCACUAGCUGGUAUAAUCUGUAGCUGACCCUCGUUCUUAAUAACCCCCCCUUUUCUAUGAUGAUUACUUGUCUUAAACUAGAUUAUGGACCACAAUGUUCCUCUUUUAGGAAUGAUCACUUCUCAGACAUUUUAUGAGCUUUUGUUUUCUGUUUUGCACCAACCUCAGUUUAGUGUUCUUAGUGUUUUUACUGUAUUCCCUCCCUGUGCUUCUCUUUCUGCUGGAGAAUAAAAACAUAUUUAUUACACUCAA